Messenger RNA from Capsicum annuum, 708 nucleotides. RefSeq lists its product as uncharacterized. The annotation marks the transcript as partial. The record is from RefSeq and is a predicted model, not a curated record. Gene Ontology annotation, molecular function: chromatin binding. Lineage: Eukaryota; Viridiplantae; Streptophyta; Magnoliopsida; Solanales; Solanaceae. The transcript has 3 exons.
AUGAUGGUCACAGGACAGUGGUUUUACCGACCUGAGGAAGCAAUAAAAAGAACUGGUGGAAAUUGGCAAUCACGAGACGCGAGGGAAUUGUUCUAUAGUUUUAACCGGGAUGAGAUCCCGGCAGAGUCGGUCAUGCACAAGUGUGUGGUUCACUUUGUACCGUUAAACAAGCAGAUUCCAAGAAGGGAAGAGUAUCCUGGUUAUUUUGUUCAGAAUGUAUAUGACACUGAACAGAGGAGGCUUUUCAAGUUAGAAGAUGAAGACUAUGAAGCUCCUGUUAGUCAGGAAGACCAGUUGAAGGGGCGACUUUUGAGGAAAAAGAGCAUGAUGUCUUUGAAUGUCACCAGAAACGAUGAAGCACCAUAUAGAUAUGGUCAGUCUAUAGCAGAAACUCCGGGCAGUUUUGCCAAUAAUGCAUCAGAAUACUUCAUCAUCCUUUCAAACUUCGAAGUCCUAACGGGUGAAACACAGCGUGACAAAUGGCUGGAAAAAUUGCUGCAAUCAAUUCAGUGUUUCUGCAACCCUGUGGAUAAUGUACAAAACUAUGGUAAAGAAAAAGGGGGCUCAGAUGCUGCUGAUCUUACUGGUAACACUGAUUCUACAAAACACAUGAAUGAGUCUCUAGACAACAGUGCUGACGGUGAUGUGUUUCGAUGGCCAGACAGUGUCGUCCCUGCUGUGGUCUCUCUAGAGAAAGCUGCACAUGAG